Nematostella vectensis (starlet sea anemone) is the source of this 362-nucleotide messenger RNA. RefSeq lists its product as uncharacterized. The transcript has 3 exons. Gene Ontology annotation, molecular function: hormone activity. The record is from RefSeq and is a predicted model, not a curated record. The coding region runs from base 44 to 328 and encodes 94 amino acids. Gene Ontology annotation, cellular component: extracellular region. NCBI's taxonomy places the organism in Eukaryota, Metazoa, Cnidaria, Anthozoa, Actiniaria, Edwardsiidae.
GACUCUUUUAGACCAUUUAGAAAAACGACAGCCAUUGAUUGAUAUGAUGAAGUCGGCGGUUUUCCUUACGUUACUUCUCCUAGUCAGCGCGUUCAGUGUGAACGAAGCCAAGUCGAAGUUUAAGCUUUGUGGGAGCAUCCUAACAAGUCUUUUUGCGCACAUCUGCAAAGACAGCGCGCCCAAACCUCCCUCUUCUGACGCCCCUCAAGCCUCGGUACAGGACGCCAACUCGUUUCUUCAUCAUUCAAAGAGCAGGUUUCGUCGGGGACUUCACGAAGAAUGUUGUAACGAAUCAUGUGAUAUGCACGAGAUCUAUGAAAACUGUUAAAACAGCGUAUUUUAAAUUAAAGGCUAUCUAUAAA